GUGGACUGAAGUAGCAAAGCAGCUUGGUAUCAAGUUUGAAAAUCUGAUUGGGGACGUUUUGGUAUCAUCCGGUGUCGUGGCGUACUUGGGCGCCUUCACGGCUGCCUUUAGACAAGAACAAACAGUGCAAUGGGUCAAUGCCUGUCGUAGCACCAAUAUCCCUUGUUCUGAUGACUUCUCAGUCACAGGCACGCUCGGUGACCCUGUGAAGAUAAGGGACUGGAACAUAGCUGGCCUGCCAACUGACAGUUUCUCUAUUGAGAAUGGAAUUAUAAUCAGGUACUGUGGAUUAACUCAGGCGUGUUGUCCUUCAGUUUGGGUAGCAUGUUUAUCUCCUCACUGGUUGAGCAAAUUUCACUCCUUUUGUCGUUUGCAUUCAGUGUGUAUGUUCUCCAUCGUAAGCCAUCCUUUUCCCUUCUUGGUUUGUUAUUACUCCCUUUGCUUAUGUCCUCCUUGCCGAGCAAACAUUUUACAGUGCCUCUCAAAUAAAGAGUACUUUAGCAUUUCAACCAUCGUGAUACAGCCCGUGUUAUGGUUGCCCUGGUUUUCCAAGGGGGAAACACCCAAACACAAACACGUUGCUCAAUGUUUCCCUCCGUAGAACUUCUAUCAAAUGAGCUUGUUUUCCUUUCCUUUUCACAGCAAUGCAAAUCGUUGGCCACUGAUGAUCGAUCCGCAGGGACAAGCAAACAAGUGGGUUAAAAAUAUGGAGAAGAAAAACAACUUACACGUCAUUAAAAUGACCGAUGCUGAUUAUGUACGAACACUGGAGAACUGUAUCCAAUUUGGUACCCCGGUAGGUUGGCUACUCCUUUGCUAUUUCCACAACGAUGUUUACAUUUACAUGCCCAGUUUACAUUUUCUGUGAAUGUGAAUUUUUUUCGUUUUUCUCUCUAAGCUGACUAAAAGAUGAAAUAGAUAGUGAGAAAAAAAUCAAGUUCAUUUUUGCCGAUGUGAUCCCUAAAUGCGCUGCUAGUACUCUGCAGAUAGUUUUUUCCGGUGAUUUUGUGGGAAUUCUCUCUUUACGCAGUAUGGUGUUGCUAUUUUAGGUUUUGUUAGAAAAUGUUGGCGAGGAACUCGAUGCACUAUUAGAGCCGCUACUUUUGAAACAGACCUUCAAACAGGGCGGCAGUAUCUGUAUCAAGCUUGGCGAUAGCGUCAUUGAAUACUCCAAGGAUUUCAGGUCAGUUCUGUGAGGGAAUUCUUAUUGAGUCUUAGAGGUGAUAUUUGUAAUAAUGUUUGAUGACUGUCGUUGAAUUACGACUCUAGAGAGAAAAAACGAAAAACGAUCAGGACGUCUAAGAUUAUCUCGUUCUGUACAUAGCGAAUAAAGGAAAGUUAUUGAUGGAACAAGUGAUUACUCACUCUCCGCACUAUUUCCAUUUUAAGGUUUUACAUAACAACGAAGCUCAGAAACCCACACUACCUUCCGGAGACGUCAGUCAAGGUAACUGGGGAAAGGUUACGUUUGCCUUGGUAUUAUAGAUUUAUUAAUCGUUUUUGUUAACGUCAAGGUUUCAAAUCGAAUAAAACGGAGGUCAUAAUUUCUGAAUCUCAUGCGUUUGCUCGGAAACUCAAUAGGUACAGGUAGGAAAUAUGCGUAAAAAAGGAACUUCAGUUUGGGUGCUUUCAGUUUGAAAAUUUUGUCAGAAUAAUGAAUAGCGCUUGACUUGUCAGCUAUUGUUACCGUUUUCAUGCCGUAGAUACUUCGAAAAGAGUCUGACAAUGUCACUUAUUCAGCGUAUAUGUUACAUAUGUUUUUCUGUAGGUGACGCUGUUGAAUUUCAUGAUCACACCUGAAGGACUUGAGGAUCAGCUGCUUGGGAUUGUGGUGGCACGAGAAAGGCCUGAGCUGGAAGAAGAGAAGAAUGCACUGAUUAUACAAAGUGCAGAGAAUAAGAGGUGCGUUCACCAUACUAACAUUGUGAUGUUUAUAGUGUACGUAGCUCCUAACUUUGAUUCUCUGUCUUAAAACAGGCAACUGAAAGAGAUUGAGGACAAGAUUUUGGAAGUGCUGUCUUCAUCUGAAGGAAACAUCUUAGAAGAUGAGACUGCUAUUAACGUUUUGUCCUCAUCUAAGGUGUUAGCAAAUGAAAUCUCCGAAAAACAGGUCAGUCGACUUUCUGCUUUUCUGUUUGUGUCCACCUGCUCGUCUUUCUUUCCGUCCUUUUCGUUCCAUGUCUAUUUUAAGUCUGUCUGUCUGUCUGUCUGUCUGUCUGUCUGUCUGUAUGUCUAUCGGUCUCUAUCUUACUUCACCCAUUCAUUAUUUCACUGUCUAUCAACUUACCGUUGUACCCCGAUUUCUUAAUUAUGGUCGAUCAUGAUGCUUUUUCUUGAUAAGUAGUUGUAUGUUUUGUCAGGCCAUAGCAGAAGAAACGGAAAAGAAGAUUGACAACACACGCAUGGGUUACACACCUAUCGCUACUCACUCAGCAGUGCUGUUUUUCUCCAUCGCUGACCUGGCCAAUAUUGAACCUAUGUACCAGUACUCUCUUACUUGGUUCAUCAAUCUAUUCAUCAUGUCUAUUGACAAUUCUGAGAAAUCAGAAGUACUGGAACAACGGUAAGAAAAACUACAUAAAAUGUGCCCAUGCCUUUUAGCUUUGUCAUACCUCGUAUACCCUGCUUGUUCCUCGGUUAGCGCGUGUAAUUUAACGUGACAGCCUUAUUUGACGAUGCAUUUUGUAUUUCUGAGUAGACGAGAAGAUCCUUGCUGUUCAAAAGGCUUAACUUAAGCCCGCUUUACUGAUUAUUAGUGAGAAACUGAUAAUGGCUGUUUUCCAUCUACAGGCUGGAGAAUCUAACGAAUCACUUCACUUAUUCUCUUUACUGCAAUGUGUGCCGAUCACUGUUUGAAAAGGAUAAGGUGACAGAAUUUUGAAUUUCUUGUAUUUAACAUGGUUUUAUCGCACACAAGAAAUACGAUAUUUGCAUUAACGAUAAUAAAUGGACUUUCAGAACAUGUUUCUGAUCCCAGUUUGUGAAUUGUUCAAGCCCAGCUAAUGUUAUGGUCACCCUUGUUUUACAGCUCCUGUUCUCGUUCCUGUUGUGUGUCAACUUACUGAAAGGCAAAGGAGAAAUAUGUGAUAAUGAGUGGCGUUUCCUAUUGACUGGCGGAGUAGGCCUGGACAAUCCUCAUUCCAAUCCGUCCACUUGGCUUCCCUCGCGGUCCUGGGACGAGCUGUGUAGGCUGGAUGACUUAUCAAUGUACGUUGCUAUACACAGAGCUCUGCAAAUUUUUCUUUGACUAUCCUUUCCCAUGAUCGCUGAAUUAAUUGACUCACCUUAACUUUCUUUUUGUUUAUAUAGGUUCAAAGGAUUCCGACACAAGUUUCCCAAACACUUAGAAGGAUGGAAAAAGAUUUAUGACAGUAAUGUGAGUGAUUUCUGUUUUUAAUUAAGUUUUAGCUCUUUAACCAAGUUUCAUAUCAGGUAUAUGGUAUAUGCUCGUUUUCAGUAUUGGACGGUGAGGGUAUAUUGUUCGUUAGAAUUCGGGCUAAUGGGGGAAAAUUACACAGCGGACUUAUCUAGUUUUGUUUCUGUAUUGUUGUUUUUAUUUUUCUUUGUCUGUUAUUUUCAUUUUUUUCUUUACUGUUUUGUUUCUUUUCUUUCAGAGGGGUUACUCUAUUUUCUUGUCUUUACUCAUUGUUGUGUUACUUUGCUUUCAGGAGCCACAAAAUGAGCCUUUACCAGGAGAUUGGGAUGAGAAACUUGGCCAGUUUCAAAAAAUGGUUAUCCUGCGCUGUCUUCGACCUGACAAGGUCUGUUAUAGCAGUCAAUAUCGACAAAAUUUACUCGCGUCCUUUUUUUAUGAUAUUAUUUAGGUAUAUUUAUAAACGUUGCAUUGUUUUCCUUGCUUGUUUUCAGAUGACGCCCGCAGUUCAAGAUUUUGUUACCGCUAAACUUGGUAAGCGUUUCAUUGAGCCUCCACCAUUUGACCUUGCUAAGGCUUUUGCUGAUUCGAACUGCUGUGCGCCGCUCAUCUUCGUUUUGUCUCCUGGCUCUGAUCCCACUGCCGCCCUGCUCAAGUUUGCUGACGAUCAGGUAAACUACAACGAAAGCUUCAGUCUUACACGCUUUAUCUGCUUAGUUUUCAUUGCUGAACAAUAGAGUGAAGCUUACGAGACGAUUAGAUUGCUUGAUUUUCAACUGAACGUGCAAUCGCCCCAAGGUAAUUGUUUGUGAUGAGAUACAACCGAAUGAUCAGUCAUCCCUCCCGAGAGGAGAUUGUCCUGCAAGUCUUUCUUAUGAAGUAUUCAGUCCCUCGUCUAUGUUAAAGGUGUUGCCGUUGUUGUUAUAAAUGGCCUUAGCAAGUCAUUUUCAAGGCAGCACGAAAGACGAUUUAUAUGAGACAAGUUGAUCGGCAAUUGUUGACACGGUCAUGUAGUGCUAUCUAUUUCACAAGUGUUUGCGAGAUUCUGCAUUAUCAACAAUUUUUUAGACCGCCUGCACUAAGGGCUAAUGUAUUUUGUCUGUCAUGAUAGGGCUUUAGUGGAUCCAAGUUGAGUUCUUUAUCGCUCGGUCAAGGCCAGGGUCCAAUUGCCAUGCGUAUGAUAGAGAAGGCCGUCAAAGACGGCACCUGGGUAGUGCUGCAGAACUGUCACUUGGCCACAUCAUGGAUGCCUACACUGGAGAAAGUUUGUGAGGUUAGAACCGAAUAUCAUGUUGUAAGUUUAAUACAAGGUAGCUAGCAGGAUCAGCUUAAAUUAAACUUUUAAUGAAAGAAAAUAUGAACUCUUCCCUUCCCACUCAUUCCACGUCUGUGCGAGACUUUAUGAGCGCUUUGAUGUUUAGAUCACUCAUUCUUACACACUUGAACAAAUUCAGCUUUGUUCUAAAUAAUCAAGCUUGUAUUUUGUAUCAUUGCUGCACAACAGAUUUUGACUGACAUGGUUAAACAUUUGCUUUGUUUCCUCUUUUGAAGGAACUGAACCCAGACACGACGCACCCUGAUUUCCGUUUGUGGCUCACAAGUUACCCGUCACCAAACUUCCCAGUGUCUGUACUUCAGAAUGGUGUCAAGAUGACCAACGAACCUCCUAAAGGACUGCGUUCAAACGUCAUUCGCUCCUACCUGAGUGACCCUAUCUCAGACCCAGAGUUUUUUACGACAUGCAACAAACCUGUAAGUAACAACUGAAGAUAAGUUAGAUACUUUGUACAACUUCUUGAUCACUGUUCAAGGUGAUGGUCUGUCAAAUUCUUGACCAUUUGUCUUUACUCUUCAUCUUCCAGCGCGAGUUCAAAAAAAUGCUGUAUGGUUUGUGCUUCUUCCACGCCAUCGUUCAAGAGAGGCGGACGUUUGGUCCCUUGGGUUGGAACAUUCCUUACGAAUUCAAUGAGACUGACUUGAGGAUAAGUGUGCGACAGCUGCACAUGUUCUUGAAUAAAUAUGAUGUAAGUAUUUUUGCCUCUAGUUACUACUGAGCAACUCUGUUAAAAUCCUUCAACCUCAAACAGCCUCGCGAUGGGUUUUGCAUCUUAGAAAAUCUAGCCAAGCUUUCGGCAAAGUGGUUUUCAAUCCGUUUAAAUCUUCGUCAGCAGCAGCCAUUCUUGUUCCUUGUCAGGUUGACAUAACCUCUGCUGUAUUUUACGAUCCGAAGGGGCUUACAUUUUGUGUUCUCCCUCUAGUUUGAGGUGCUUUGUGCCUUUCAUGAGUCAUCAACAACUUUUCCUGUAUUUUUUAAAUUGCAGGAAGUCCAGUUUGCUGCUCUGUCGUAUCUGACCGGAGAGUGUAAUUAUGGCGGCCGAGUGACUGAUGAUCGUGACAGACGGACCUUGCUGACCAUCUUGGACAAGUUUUACACCUCGGACAUCAUAAACAACGAAGAUUACAAGUUUUCUCCCAGUGGCAAUUACUUUGCCCCUAAAGAGGGAGAAUACGAGACUUACAUCGAUUAUUCACGAAGCCUGCCGUUGAUAACCCACCCUGAAGUGUUUGGUAUGCACGCUAAUGCUGACAUUAGUAAAGAUCAGCAAGAAACUAAUCUUUUGUUCAACAGCAUCCUGCUUACUCAGUCCCGAGCUUCUGCCAAGGGGGGAAAGUCAGAAGACGAGGUGGUGUAUAGUGUGGCAGCGGACAUCUUGGAGAAGCUUCCGCAGAACUUUGACACUGAGGCUGCACUACGCAAGUUUCCCACCACCUACACACAGAGUAUGAACACAGUGCUUGUACAGGAGAUGGUAAGAUUCAACAGGCUCACAGAAGUAGUGCGGUCCUCGCUUAUAAACAUACAGAAGGCCAUCAAGGUACGCGGUAUUUAACUUUCCGAAUAGCCCUGAGGUGCUAGAGGUAAAUUCCCAAGUUGUUAGUAAGUUGACAGAGAUAAUGGAGGAAUACUGCUAAUUCUCUGAAAACGGGAACUUUCAGAAUCAGCACUGAGUGUUCAUCCCAUAGUGGAAAAUUAGGUUGUUAGAAACUGACAGAGAGUGCAGUAAACGAUAGGGACCGACUCCAAGUUUACGUAUAAGAGGACUGACUGUUUUAAAGAAAAGUGCGGAAGCAAAACUUUUUUGGGAAGCGCAAGGAACCCAAAACAGAGUGAUAUAAGAUUAAUUUUAUUCAAGAGUCUAGUGAUUAAGCACAUAUACUCAUGAGAGAAUCAGCUGUAACUUUUGCACCAAUAAUCAUUAAAAUAACGGACAGAGAUUGUCAAAACUAUUAUUCCCAAUUCAGAUAACUUGUGUGACAUCGUUAUACUUGUGAUCAUCUUUUUGCAGCUUUUUUAAGGGUUGGCAAUAAUUCUCAUCUAAAGUACACUUAGCGGCGAAAGUAAGCCAAACUAAAACUCAUCAUGUUCUUGUUUUUUUCAAGGGAUUGGUGGUGAUGUCGUCUGAAUUAGAGGAGGUCGUGAGUGGCAUCCUGAAAGGAAAAAUCCCAGGCCUGUGGAUGAAGAAGUCGUACCCAUCACUCAAGCCUCUCGGCAGCUAUGUUAAUGACCUCAUAGCCCGACUGAAAUUCCUUCAGGAAUGGUAUGAUAAUGGCGCACCUCCCGUGUUUUGGGUGUCUGGAUUUUUCUUCACCCAGGCUUUCUUGACUGGUUCAAAGCAGAACUAUGCAAGAAAAUACACCAUUCCCAUUGAUUUGUUGACCUUCGACUUCGAGGUUCUUGAAGACAAGACAUACGACACCCCACCUGAGGACGGAGUGUACGUGAAUGGCUUGUUCAUGGAAGGUUCCCGCUGGGACAGAGAGAAAAAAGUGAUAGGCGAGUCUCACCCUAAAGUUUUGUACGAUAACAUGCCUGUGAUGUGGCUGAAGCCCUGCAAGAAGGAGGGUGUUGUAGACAGACCACACUAUGUUGCCCCUGUGUACAAGACAAGCGAGAGACGUGGAACACUCUCCACCACAGGACACUCAACCAACUUUGUAAUGGAUAUGCGCCUGCCGUCUGACCAGCCGCAGUCGCACUGGAUCAUGCGUGGAGUGGCUCUUUUGUGCCAGUUGGAUGAUUAA
Messenger RNA from Pocillopora meandrina, 7456 nucleotides. NCBI's taxonomy places the organism in Eukaryota, Metazoa, Cnidaria, Anthozoa, Scleractinia, Pocilloporidae. The record is from the annotation of a GenBank genome assembly.